Messenger RNA from Cottoperca gobio, 1411 nucleotides. Its product is annotated as serine hydrolase-like protein. The transcript has 15 exons. NCBI's taxonomy places the organism in Eukaryota, Metazoa, Chordata, Actinopteri, Perciformes, Bovichtidae. The coding region runs from base 392 to 1324 and encodes 310 amino acids. The record is from RefSeq and is a predicted model, not a curated record. Gene Ontology annotation, cellular component: membrane.
ACAUAAAGAAAAUAUGAUGCCUGUGGUUCAUUUAUGAAUUCUCAACAAGGAAUUCUGCCGUUUUACUUUUUCAAAGCGGUCGGGGACAAUAAAUAAUCCCAACGAUCACAAAUUCUGCUUUUGCCAUGGAUGAAGUGCCGGACUAUUUCUUACCCAUGCGCAGUCUUCCAAAGGUGUGAAAACCUGCAGGUGUUCUGUUGCACAGAAGUGGAGAUAAUUAACACGAAUGAUUACAGCCCGAUCUCUUAAACCCUUCAGUCUGAGAAACACCCUCGAGCCACCAGAUUAAGUGCAGGUGACUGCCUGACAGGAGUUACUGAGGGAACAAAAGAUGGAAAGUGGAGCGUUGUCACCUUAAGAGACAUAAACCGGAGGAUCCCCAGACGCUGAAAUGUCAUCGACAGUGCAACAAGCAGUUUCAGAGCUCUCUGUCCCGGUCCCAUGGGGAGAGAUCAGAGGGAAGGUUUGGGGUCCUGAUCACGGUCGUCCUGUGCUUUGCCUGCACGGCUGGGCUGACAACUGUGGCACAUUCAACACCCUCAUUCCCCUUCUACCCAAAGAGUGCAGAUAUGUGGCGGUGGACCUGGCAGGUCACGGUUUGUCCUCCCAUCGUCCUCCUGGAGUUUUUUACACAUUACCUUUAAACGUGGCGGACGUACGCAGAAUCGUUGAUGAUCUCCAGUGGAAAACAUUCUCCAUCAUAGGCCACAGUCUGGGUGGCAACAUUGCUGCAAUGUUCAGUGCACUGUACCCUGAGAUGGUAGAUGUCUUUGUACUGCUGGACUCGUAUGGAUUCUUCCCUAUAGAUCAAAAUGAAAUAUCCAAAGUGAUGCGGCAGGGGAUGGAUGAGAUGCUGCAGUAUGAAAAAAAGCCAGAAGAGAAGAAAAGAGUUUACACUUAUGAGAAGGCAGUUGAGAGGUUGUUAGCUGCAAACCCGACUCUGUCUGAACAGUCGGUGCACAUCCUUUUAGAGCGAGGUCUGGUUCAAGUUGAAGGAGCAGGAUUUGUGUUCUCCAGAGACCUGCGAGUUAAUUUUAAAAAUAUAAUGCGCAUCAGUUUGGAGCAGAGUCUGGAGAUGCAGUCGAGGAUUCAAGCCUCUGUUCUAGUCGUUCUAGCGGACAAAGGCUUUGGUGCAAAAACUGAUCCAGAACCAUACCCACAGAAAUUUGCCACCGUACUUGUCAAAGAAUAUCGUGACAAAAAUCACACGGUGGUUAUGGUACCAGGCGAUCACCACGUCCAUCUGAAUGAUCCGGAACUUGUCGCUCCACUUGUUUCUGACUUCCUGCGGACGAAAGUGCUCUCACAGCAGCUGUGGGCAUAGUACGCACACACACGCAGGCAGACAGGCAGGCAGACACACAGACACAGACAGACAGACAGACACACAGACACACAGACACACAGACAC